UAAAAAGGAGAUAAUUGUAGUUAUGUGGCUUGCAGUAUAUAGAGUAGAUUUUAUGUAUGGCAAAUUAUUUGUUGUUUUUCUGAUAAUUCAAUGAUUUUGUAUAUAGAUGCUAUUUCUGUAGAGCAUCUGUUAACAGGAUGUGAUAUAAAACAACAAAACUAGCCUGGUAUGAAUUUAGGCAGGAACUUCCUCUGAACUUCCUCAGUGAACCGAUUGAUUGCUGGAUGAUUUGGUGCAAAGAUCUGAGACAGUGAAGCAGGAAUGUACACAAAACAAGAAGGAGACUGCAGGGAAAAAGAAGCAAUGCAUAAUUUGUGUGCUACAAAUGGAAGAACAGAGCAGUGUUGUGGGGAGCAUAAAGAGAGACUGGAGUUAUUUUGUAAGGAUGAUGAGACUUUUAUCUGUGUCCUGUGUGUUCCCAGGCAUUCCAGCCACAGUUUUGUGUUACUGCACGAGGCAAUCAGUGUGUGUAAGGACAAGAUAAAAACAGCUUUAACAUCUCUAGAAUCCAAAGUGAAAGAAUUUGAAUACAUGCAAAACCAUCACAAGAAAGGAACUGUAGAUGUAAAAGAAGAUGUUUUUAAUUUGGAGAAAUACAUUAAUCAAGAAUGUGCAGAACUGCACCAGAUUCUCUUAGACAAGGAACAACAACUCAACCAGCAGCUGAAGAAUGACGAAGCAAAUACUCUAAAACGGAUGGAAGGAAAUCUCGACUGCAUUAAACAAGAGAUCAUUACCAGUCUUGUGACAGACUCCGAUGGCAACUUGGAGGACAAGAUAAUGGAAGAAUAUAAUAAAUUUAUUGAAAAUGAUGCCUUGGCAAUUAAGAACAUUAGUCACAGCAACUUGGAGAUCAGACAACCGGAACCUGCUGGUUUGCUAACAAAAGUAGAAUAA
Messenger RNA from Protopterus annectens (West African lungfish), 897 nucleotides. RefSeq names its product zinc-binding protein A33-like. Lineage: Eukaryota; Metazoa; Chordata; Ceratodontiformes; Protopteridae. The transcript has 4 exons. The record is from RefSeq and is a predicted model, not a curated record. Gene Ontology annotation, molecular function: zinc ion binding. The coding region runs from base 262 to 897 and encodes 211 amino acids.